Molecule: messenger RNA, 3813 nt
Organism: Exophiala bonariae
Lineage: Eukaryota; Fungi; Ascomycota; Eurotiomycetes; Chaetothyriales; Herpotrichiellaceae
Exons: 5
Coding region: 1-3813 (1270 amino acids)
Biological process (GO): protein localization to ciliary inversin compartment
Cellular component (GO): ciliary inversin compartment
Molecular function (GO): protein binding
Source: RefSeq, a predicted model, not a curated record
AUGAAUAGAUUCAUCAAGCGACUAGGAAAGAAGCGCUUCCAAAAUGGAGAUGCACCGAGACAAGAGGGUGUUUCUGAGAUAAACCAAGCAGAUAGUGGUGAACAGAGGCACUUGCCCCCGGCGCAUCAAGCUCUUGCAGACCGCUCCCGCUAUGGGCUCAAGGAACUCUACAGGCCAAAUGAUCAACCGUGUGAACUCAGCGUCGUUGCAGUGCACGGCCUUGGUGGUGAUUUCUACAGGACAUGGGCGACCAGCGAUUCUCAGAGACAGAUAUCGUGGCUUUCAGAACUUCUCCCAGAAGAUUUGCCAGGAGCGCAUAUCUUUUCUUUUGGUUAUGACUCUGCUCCAGCUUUCAGCCGAUCAGUAACAGGGAUUACUGAUUCUGCAGAAGUGCUUCUCUCCCGCUUGAAGUCAAUCACCGAUAAGGCAAUGAUUAUGGCGCAUGAAGAUGACUACUUUGCGGAUGUUUUGCGUUCUGUCCGGUCGAUAGUGUUUAUGGGUACUCCACAUAGAGGAAGCCAGAUUGCAGCAGCGUUGGGGCCGCUCGCAAAAUUCACUAACUUCUGGUUGGACAUCUCCCUCACCUCGAUUUUCACUGGCUCAAUGAGAACCGAUUUGAUCAACACGUUAUCGCGAGAUUCGGUAAAGCUCGAUGAGAUUAAUGACUCAUUCAGACAACGUGCGAAAAUGAUGAAAAUUAUCUCGUGUUAUGAAAGGGUGAAAGCUCCUGGUUCUUCUUCCCUGGUUGUGGAGAAACAUUCCGCAGUCCUCGGAUUACCUGACGAGAGAAAAAUACCUAUCCAAGCAGAUCACAUGGCCAUGUGCCGCUUCUCAGCACGCAAUGACCCUAAUUACGAAGUGGUGUCCCAGGAGAUAGUUCGGGCUGUAAAGAGGAUAAUGCUAGACACUACACAUCGCUCUUUCACAGAAUCCGAAAACAAAUUCAUUGCGGCGUUCGGUCGACGGCUCAAUGUUCCUAUCGACGAACCCUUGCAGGGCACUUGCACCUGGUCAAUCUCGACGAGAGAAUAUCGCGAUUGGCAAGCCGAGCGUAGGCCAGCCGUAUUGUGGUUAACAGGCGACGCAGGUUGUGGGAAAACCGUGCUUAUCAACUUUCUUGUUCAAGAGUUAAGUACCAGUGAGGUACCGAGGUUAGCAAAAGACGAGUUAACUUGUUGCUUUUUCUGUGCAAGGGAUAUUGAGUCGCAGAAAGAUGCCCGGUCGCUGCUAAAAGCACUAAUAUUGCAAAUCUUAUGGGCCAAAAAAGAUGUGGUCCGCCAGAUCAAGGAGGCAUACAGCUCAAUAAGGCAUGAAUAUGAGCCGUCUUUUGAGACUGUCUGGCAUGUUUUCGAAAUGACCGUCAGACUCACACCGUGCAAGUGUCUUUACAUUGUUAUUGAUGCCUUGGACGAAUGUGAGGAGAGCUCGCGAUCAUUGCUUCUAGCCAAGCUUCUCCACAUACUGCAGCCUCGUAACCUGGCUGGAGGGAUGCGACGGAAGAGAAUCAAGCUCAUCAUAAGUGGGCAGCCGUUCAUCAGCCGAGCAUGGAGGGUUGGGGACGAACACCUGUCUCAAUUCUACAUAGACAUGGAAGGACGUCCAGAAGGCUUGAUGGGAGACAUUCAGCGAUUCAUCGACUACAAGGUGGACGAUCUUGUCUACAAUUCUGUCUGCUCCAGAGCAACGGGGGAGCAGUUGAAGCGAACACUUUAUACUCGAGCCGAAAACUCCUUUCUUUGGCUGAGUGUUGUGCUGGACGACCUCAAGCAUGGCCUAGAUUACCACCAUACUGAUGUACAGCAGGUCUUGACAUCCAUUCCUGGAAAUCUGAAGGAUUUCUACACGAAGCAUCUUCCACCCGUACCAGGACACCACUUGCAGCGAUUAGGGUGCUAUGUGAAACUGCUAGUAGCAUGUGCAAGACCACUAACUCUACCUGAAGUCGACAUGUUUUCAACAGACCACGGUCAGCAAUCGAGAGGGGGCGUAUCUCCCGUCGACGGGGCGUUGGUAAUGAACAGCCUACGCCGCGCUUUAGGGGCAUUGGUAAAAUUUCCUGAUGGAAAAGUUCAACUAAUACAUUCUACAGUGAAAGAUUAUUUAUUAGCGCUUCAAUCAGAUCCCUACCAUCCACUUCACAAGACUCACGGGGUGGACGUCGAAGUGGCGCAUCUACACCUUGCCCAUGCUUGUAUGCAGGCCCUUCUGCAAGAAGCAUAUGGUCCCGACUCUGCCGAUGAAGCGGGACAUUCUUCCGACAUGCCAUCCUCCAGUCCGAUCUCGACCAGAUCUUCAAAAGACAUGGUUGACGAGGACGCAUUUUAUGCUGGGCUGUUUGAUAUUGAGGAUGUCGCCUUUCUGCGAGAUGAAAAUGUCAUUCCCGAGGAUGUCUUGACACGUCUUGGGAGACACUAUCCGGGGUAUGAUUAUGCAACAUGGUACUGGGACCAUCACUAUGCUCAAGCAGAGGAACUUGCCGAUGCUUCGGCGCAAGAAGAUGCGAUCAAACUACUAUCCUGUGGAACCCAAAGGCUCGCCAGAUGGUACACGUACAAGGCCAACCGCUCACCUAUGGCGAUGCCAGAUCUUUCCGAAGUUAGCCCUUUGGUUCUAGCGGCACUGUUCAACUACUCGACCAUUUUACGAAGGCUCUUAUUGACGCAUGAGCAUACUGAUGAGAGCAGCGGGCUUCAAUCUGCCCUAUUUUGGGCAUCAUCCCGCGGCCACCUCAAAUCUAUUAGUGUCUUACUCGAUCACAAAUCAGCUCCACUUGAUGCAAGUCGUGAUAGGUCAGCCUUGGCUGUUGCUAUUCAAGGAGGAUUCACUAGGGCUUGCAAGGUAUUGCUUGAUGCGGGUAACGCUGAUCCUAACUAUUCCGGCCUCAGGAGCCUACCCCCUCUUCUCCUUGCCGCAGCUCAUGACCAUGAAGAAAUAUUGACCCGAUUACUCCAUCAUAGUGACAUUGACGUCAAUCAGACCGAUCAUUCAGGGCGUACGGCUUUGAUGCAGACCUGUCUUUCUGGCUCAGACCAAUGUCUGAAAGAACUUUUGCGAGAUGGCCGGUCCAACAUCAACUCAGUUGACAGUGACGGCCGCAACGCUCUGAUCCAUGCUUGUAUGACAGGCAAUGCACUGGCAGUGCAACAUUUGAUCAGGAAACCGCUACUAGAUUUGCAUUUGUGUGACAAGUCUGGGCGAAAUGCGAUGUCGCACGCCGCGCAGAGAACGACUAUCCCAGUUGCUCGACGCUUGUUCCACGCUCAGGUGUCAAUAGCACAAAAAGAUGUCAAGGGACGAAACGCUAUCUCAUGGGCAGCAAACAGCUCCAUAGCGACAACAGAUCCUGAUCAGUGUGGACGAUGUGUCCUUGGGUACCUGAUUGAAAAAUGCCCUGGCGAAGUUGACUCUCAGGACAAGGAUGGCUGGUCGCCGCUGGCCUGGGCAUUGGAUCGACCAGGCUAUCCUGAAGCUGUCCGUAUCUUGGUUGAAAAAGGCAAGGUAGACGUCAAUCAAAGAGAUCAAGCUUCGGGUCGCCCGGUAUUGUCUUGGGCAGCAAGUGAGGGCUUUACUCAGAUCGUCGACUAUCUACUGGGCCUACCGCAUUUGGACAGAAACGCGACAGACAAAGAUGGCCGCUCAGCCUUGUCAUAUGCCGCUACAAACGGCAGGAUUGAGACUGUAGAGUUACUUUUGCGUGAUAGUGGAGUCAUCAAGGACUUGCGAGACUCAAAGGGAAGAGCGCCAACAGACUGGGCAAGGAUGAACCAUCAAGAUGAAAUCGUUUCCCUGAUGUCUGAGCAUGGCUUGGAAUAG